Xyrichtys novacula (pearly razorfish) is the source of this 9340-nucleotide messenger RNA. The record is from the annotation of a GenBank genome assembly. Lineage: Eukaryota; Metazoa; Chordata; Actinopteri; Labriformes; Labridae.
GAUGACGUCACCGGAAAGACAUGACCAAAACAAACAUGGCGACUAAAACGACGCUAAACUAACCGUAAAAUUGUCCAGGCUUGUGUUCUCCGUCGUCUCUUCUGAUUUCAACGGAUUAGUUUGCGGAUACACAGCACGUGGAGUGUCUGGCGAACUCAUUACAUGUUUUCUAAAGCGGGUCUGGACGGGGGGACGAAACGAAACCCGGAAAACGGACGGAAGUGUGUGCCUCUGGUUUGAACCUAAACAUCCGCCUCCGUAACGCGUGUGUUUACUACAGUAGACCGUCUCAGCUGAACAACAAUGGAGGUGUAACUAUGAGUUAUUAUGGAUCCGAGGGACUAUGACGGUAAAAUUACGGCUUGAACAAGAUGUAGACCCGCGGAGGGUUUUUUUUACCCUGAAAACACUGAUGGAAGACGCAGCGUUAAACAUCUGAAAGUUGGAGGAACUUUACCAUGGGUUUGGUGAAUUUCGUCAUCUCCACCAUAGGAAAAUGCCUGGACGCGGUCUGCCUGCUGCUGGACCUGAAUUUCCUCAUCGUCCACAGUGUGGUCCGGACCGUCCUGGCUGUUUUCUCCUUCAUCACCAGCCUGCCCAACCUCCUCCUCCACUCACUGCUGGAGCUGGGAAACCUAACCGUGUUUUGCUUGAUUUCCACCGCCGAAACUACAUCAAAUGUUGCCCACGGGACGGUCUCCAUGCUUGGCAGCCUGCUGCUGGCUCUGGAGGGGCUGCUCGAGAGCCUAAAGAUGGUGGGUUACCUGUCCAUGCACGUGCUGCUUCGUGGGAAAGAGCACCUAUAUCGAGGCCUGCUGUCACUCCUGGAGGGCUGUGGGAUCGUUGUCAGCCUGGUGGUCUAUUUUGCCAACACGGUGGUCAACUUUGCACUCAUUACAACCCAGAAUGUAUACAUGGCUCUGGUUAGUGUUUGGCAAACUGUUUCCAGCCCGCUGCAGAAGGUGUUGGAGCUCCUGCUGACCUCCUUUACUUUCCUGUACAGCGCCCUGGUCGGGACUUCAACAUUCCUGUGGUCGCCUUGUAAACUAGUGUUAGACUUUCUGUUCUCACUGGUUCACAUGUUUAUAAGCAUAUUCAUAGUGAACAUCUACGGCCUCCUGCUCACCAUCACUAUUGCUCUGACUACCACCAUCUACCUGAACCCAGAGCUGACCCGACAGGCUGCGAGGAAAGUGCUGGAUUACAUGAACUCUUUUCCUGUCCUGCGCAGACUUUUUCUGAGCCUCAAUCAUCUUGCUGUUAGGCUGCAGAGUGCUCCACAAUUUAUACAAGGUGCCAUGCAGCACUUGCCAAGGAUGCUUCAUCACCUGUGCAUGUUAGAAAGAGGACUUUGGCAGCAGGUGUCUCGGCUCAGCAGCCAGUUCAGUAUGGCUCUGAGGACACAUCUUCAAAGGGACAACAACAACAGAGAGCGUGGCGAUGGCGACCCUGCAGAGGAAAGGCGGGACCCACCUGACGGGAGAGCAGGAGAUGGGGUCGACCAGGACCCGCAUAAUUUCGUUGUCCCCUCUUCAAGCACAGAUAGACCACUGAAGAAGCAGUCUUCAAAAGGGAAAGAGCGUAAAACUCUCCCUGCUGAAGAUCUGCUGACUCUGCUGAAGGAGCAGGAGGACAGAAAGAAGUGUGUCAUCUGUCAGGACUGUACCAAGACAGUGGUGCUGCUGCCAUGCAGGCAUCUCUGCCUGUGUAGAGACUGUACAAACAUCCUGCUGAGGCAGCCUGUGUACCAGCAGAACUGCCCUCUCUGUAGGCACAUGAUCCUCAACACCAUGGACGUGUAUCUAUGAGGGACAAGAGCAGAGAACUUGGUGACUGACCACAUAACACACACUGUCUGCAGUUUGAAAGCUGGAAAGCUGUUGUACGCUCCAUGUUUAUAGCAGGGUGUUUUAAAGAGUAAGUUUGGUACAUUUAUUGUAAGACCAAAAUGCUUUCCUGGCUCAUAUUCAGGCUCCUUUACUUCUGCUGAAAGCAGCUCUAUCCUUAGGCUCUGUGUUUUGUUUUGUUUUGUUUUUCAGUUUGUUAUAAUAUAAAAUAUAUAUUUCUCACAAAAGAAUACACUUGCUUUAAUUAAACAGAUGGCUUUUGCCACUUAGGUAAUUUAAAUGGUUAAUUGGUUUUCAAUUUUGGGGACUUAACUGAUAAAUUAAAUAAAACAGGACAUCACUAGACUUAUAAAGUUUUGUUUCUGCUCUGCGUACAUUCUGAGAACAGAAAAGAUUGAACUACAUCCCAGUUCAAUACUACAUUGUAUACUACCUGUAUUGAAUCUGUAAUACUGCUUAUACUUGUCUGUAAAGCUUAUUGCUCUUGCAAUUGGUUUCCAAUUAUCAACAUUAGUAUCUGUUUCAACUGGGAUGACAAUUUUGAAAUAACUUUUGGUGAUUAUUAUUAUUUUACAUUUUUGACCUCCGUGUACUACAUUCUUGGAAAACUGUUUUACUUUAAAAUCUGAGUCACAGUGUACUUCAUUUUGUUGAGUGUUUUGUAUGGUUUUAGGGCACAGAUGCAGUCUCUGUUUAGGGCAUGGUGAAAUAUUCAAGCAAUGCCACGUUGAGUCUCAGGUCUUGUAACCAAGGUGACCGGUCAGUGCACUUCCACGCUGAAAUGUUUACCGCCGCUAAUGUCUUAAAAUGUUGUGCCGCCAUUGAGCCAAGCUGUGGAGUGAUGAAGCCAACACUGCUUAAAUGCAUGAGGAUACUGAUGCAUCCUCACAUACUGUACGUAUGACUGUGGUGUGUAUUUGCUGCAAUGUGGCGCUAUCUUUUGUUCCACUGUACAGGCUUUUACUUUUUAAAUAUGAUGACCACUUUUGCAGAAUAACAUGUUGAGAGUAAAAAAAAAUGGUUUGCUGUAUUUUAGGAAGCUUCCAGUCAGGUGUGAUAUAUUUGUUCUAUUGAUAGGAUCUAUUCCAGUCUUCCAGGAGAGGCGUAUCACAGUCACUUCCCAACACAUAAUCUAUAAGAGGUUUUCCCUUUCCUUGUUAUUGUAAUAAAACAGAUUUCUGCUGUGUAAAAGGACCAUAAACUAAUAAGGAUUCACAAUUGUAUUUGCUUUUUUCCUGUUAAAGCCCAAAUUUAUCAUUGUUUUGAGUUUACAGGGCAUUACAAUGACACAAAGUAACAUGUCGUUAUUGAUACUGGCAUGGGAAAAGUCAAGGUGUGGGUGAUUUAGCAUUUUAAGGAAAUCAGAGUUUUGCAUUGUGUUCAGCAUAACAGAUAUCUUGAAAGUGUUCUUGCAUUUAUAAAUGAUUCCUGACCUCCUGGUUAAAGUUAAGAUUGCCACUGAAUGCAAACAGCGUACAUGACCAUCAUCUGUUUGUAUUGAACAGUAUUAGACGAUGUGAUUUGAAGACAUGAAUGUAUAUUUUUUAAAUGCUUUGGCUGCCAUUUACCUGGUGGGUGUUUUUUCAUAAUAAAAAGACUGAUGGAAUCUGUCUAAUGUGGGAUCUCCAUAGUAAACUUUAGGAUCUUUGUGCAUGCUGUGACAGAGAGUUCAAAGAUAAAUCCAGUGUAGAAGUAAAUGAAACCACGAGUAGAUCGAGUACAUGAACACAGGUUAUUUUGGAGAUAUAGCGAUGGUUCCAAUAAGAACAUGAGGAAUAUUUCAGCUUCAGCACUCUGAUAUUGCUCAUGGCUAGUUGACUCACUGGUACACUUCAGGAGAACAGAUCUAUCAUAAUUUUUUUAACCAAAUCUGUCCCUUACCUACUAUGACAAGUAUCUACUGUAAAAAAAAGACUUGAUAGAUAUCGAAAGCAGACUACAGAACCUGAUUUCCAUCUUGCAUUCCUACCAUGUGCACACAUUUCUCUCAAAACUCUGUGUCCUUUUUUACCAAAUUUGGUUUAAAUGACUUCACCAUCUGUUCAUGACGUUCACACAGCCUGCUGCUCGCCCCUAGAGCUUUCAUAUAUAGAGAUUUCUAAACUUGAGUACAGUAAGAAAUGCUUCCCUGGGGAUUUGAAACAUGAGAUUGCAUAUAAGUACAGAGUCUGAAUUGGAGAUCAUGUAAUUUCUGAGUCCACAGAGGGCUCAAUGUUUAUAUCUUGUGUUUCAGGAGAUAAGGGGAUUGUUCAGGGUCAGAGAAGAGGCCCCCUGAUGGUCACAUGGGACCACUUACACUAUUGUUUGUCAAGUUAUUUGACCCUUGUGGUUUACAGCGUCAUUCCUGUUCCCAGUGCUGCUAAAAACAUAUCGCCAGAUCAACAUUUUAUGUCUGUUAUAAUGAAGGACCACACCACAUGACAGCGAUCAAUUGAGAUUUUUUUACUUUAAAUGUAUUUUUAGGGUAGGACACUAAAGAUUGGGAUCAAUUUUAAACCAAGUUUAAACCCUUGUAUAACAGAAAAAGUAAACCCUGGUUUUGUGUCCUGGCCAACAUUCCUCUGCAGUAUUUGUGUGUCAGCUGUAAAUGAGGGUGGUGUUAACAGAGGAGAGGAAGUUUAAUGUCAGGGGAAGAGCAGGGAGGGGUAAACUAAGAGAAGUGUCAUACUCAGGGGAUUCAACCUCCUCUUUCUGACCCCUCUGGUCCUGGUCAGGGAGCAGUGUGGGAAAAUGUCCGACCACAUCCACUUUUCCCCAUCUUACUCAGACACUCAGUUUGUAUAGUUUAUGAUCACUGUCGCUGCCUUCAACUCUGACUCAGAAAUUCUACAUCAUCUAUAGUUUCUUUUUUGUGUGUGUGUCUGUCUUAAUCAGCUGGGAAAACCCCUCUUGUUUCAGAUGGGUUCAAGGCCUCAUCCAUGCUGAUGAAGUGUUAAAGAUGAUGACGACUGCACACAUUCAUGAGGCAGAGUUCACUGUGACCUCUGACCUCCCUAUGAGAGCUCAUGAACAGUGAGUAUGUUUCCCUCAAACAUGAGCCAUGAGAGGGUUAUGUUUCUAUUUCUGAUACUAGCCAGAGGACUACUGAAUUCAAACUGUAAACAACAGUUUGACAGUAAUGACAGUGAAGAAGAGACAGUCAGCUCAUUAGUCCCGGACCCGACUCCUCUGUGAUGAAGAGGUUUGUUCUAAUUCAUCCAGAUAAUGCUGAUAGCCUUGAGUGAAUGCAUUGUUUCAUGUAUGGGCUCUGCAGAGAUUAGAGUUAGUGAUUAUUGAAGGGAGCUGAAUGAUAACUAUCAGGUCAGAGGGCUCAGAGGGGUUCCCGCCAUGGUGCUUGACCUUUCACCUCUAGACUGAAAAGUGCUACUGUUCCUUCUCAAAAACAACAAAAAUCUUCAAUACCAACAGAAAAUAUCUGCCCAUACACUUUCCACAGUAUUAUGAGUAAUAAGUAGUAGUAAUAACGCCCAGAAACAAUUUAAAUGUGUUUCAUUUUUAGUGGAAAAGGACAAUGUUAUGUGGCUUUUUGGCAGAUAUAAGAUCGUUAAUGUCAUUGAAAAUGGAUCAGUGUCAUCUGAAUAAAUAUAAACAUAACCUAAAAACUGUGCAGAUAUAUUCCUCGCUUUUAAAAGGUCAAAUCUAGUGAAACCAGCUGUUUUUAAGCGUCAUAUAACUGAUAAAAUGGAAAUCUCCUGUUAGCAAUAAAGAGGUUUAGCUGAUUAUAAUCCAAAAGAUGUAAAUACAGAGGGCAAUGACAAAAAUAGAAAAGCAAAACAACCUUUACAUCGUGUUCCAGUGGGUCUGAGUCAUCUAAAACACUCAAAAAGUACAUCAUGAUAUCCUGACUGUAAACAUUUCAACAUAAGACAACUUUGAAUAACCGAAUCAGGGUUCUUCUGCCUCCAAAGUCUGACAGAAUUCAAACUUUGCUCGUCUGGAUCAGUGACUGAACUGUGAAACAACACUGCCCCCUGCUGGGUUAUAUAAUACUUCCAGAUGCAGCAGGGCCCUCUUGAACUGAAGUAAAGUCAGAUUAUUCUCUCAGGUACUUUAGAGAUUAUACUGACCUGAGAAGAAGUGUUUAUCAUAGAGAUGACCUAUUAAUAUGUUAUACAUGGAAAUACACUUAACUGUUUGUUAUUAUGAGCUACAUGAGAGGACCUACUAAUUUUAUGUAAGCAGUCGAAUGUCCAAAAUAAGUUAGCUGACAUAUCCAGGCAACUUGAGUCCAUCAACGAAGCUUUAGGAUGUGAAGACUGGGACUACUUCUUGACUGGAGAUUAUAUUAAGAACCUCAAUCUGGGCAGUAAUAUAUCAGAUUUAAAAGUACUUGAUACUUUGUCAGGAGGGUUAAGAAGUGAAAGUUAAGGUUUAGGAUGGCAUUAUGAGUCAUUUAGUUGGUCAUUAAGAGGCAGAGUAAGGUCAACCAGAGUUGUACCAUAAUUCUUAUAAAGAAAAAUAUAAGGGUGAAAGAGGCGCACAUAUUUAUCUAGUUACAGGAAUUGCCUUGGGGAUUGUGAUAUGAAUGUUUUCUGUGUUCUUUUAACACUGUCUGCACAAGCUCGUGCUCAUCAUACUAUCUUGUGCUCUAAAAUAAAUCAUAUCUGCUCUGACAGUUUAUCCAGAUGUCAAACUCUUGUCCUCAUUUUUCUCAAACUGACAACCGUCUACCAAUGAGAGCCCAGUAUUUCCAUGUGAUGUCACAGUCUGCUCAGCCAUCGGCUUCAGGCAGUUAGAGAGCAAUUUACAGGCCGUGAACUAAUGGAAAUAACUUAUUGAUGCCAUGGCAAGAUUGAUCAACUCCCUGUUUCUCUCAUUCUGCCCCAGAGGGAAAACUUACGAGGAGAAAUUUAAAGCUUAAUUAUGUGUGGGGAGUCUCAGGGAGUGAGAGGAAAAUAACAUUUCCUCAUGUGUGAGGUAGAGCAGGCUUAGAGCGGCUUCUUGUUCUGGUUUUGUUCAUGUUUACCCUCCAAAAUAAAUAUCACAACCCUCGAAAAUGUCAAGAGACAGCAAGAAAAACUUGCUGAAGUAAGAAGUCUAUUUUGAACUAUUGCAUAUUACAAGUGACGGGAAAUGGGAGAUAACUGGCAUUAACCAGCUCAUGGUGUUGAAAUGUAGCUGCAGUCUGUCAGGGCACUUUCAGCGUUUGGUGAAAUCAUUAAGUGAGUGGUAAACAGAAUAAAUCCAGUGGAAAAUGAACAUUUUCCAGUCGUUUUCAUUUUGGUAUUUACUGUGGCAGAGAUGUACCUUUGGGGAUAGGAACCGUAGCGUAAGGUGUUGAAUAUUUAUGAUUUAUGUGCAAAAUGGUUAUUCAGGCCGGGGUGGAAAGUAAUAAGAUAUUUCAGCUGUACUUACGAGAAUUGUGCUCCUAGUUUGGGUAUUUCUGCCCAGAUCUUUGUUUUCUAGUUGCCCAGAAAGGUGGCCAGGAGAGGCAUAGGCCCCCCUCGAGAUCCAGAAACUUGAGAUAUGGACGGCUCUGUGGGAGUUGUGCUUAAUCAGUGUAAAAUCAAAUGGUCAGAAUAACAACCUUUUUCAAAGACAGGUGCAUAGGGGAAAGAAGCAAACCUCUAUACGCACUGUGUUAAUGUCUUUGCACACUGGGUCUACAAUUCUGGAUACACCAUCCACUCAAACAUGUCUCAGACUGAAGUUUCACACAUUUAAGUUCAAUGCAUUUCAUUCUUACUCCUAAGAAACAACAGUAAAUUUGUUGGUCUUUCAGUCACUAAUAAUAAGAAACAGAAAACACUGAGCUUUACAAAAAAAGAGCAAAAAGAGUUUCACCUGCUGAUUAAGCAGCUGCAAAUUUACACAAAUAACUUCUAGAUAUAAUUCAGGAUAUCAGUGGUCCAGUUUAAAGUGCUUCUAGCAUCUUAAAGAAAAAAAGAGGCCACCAACUUUUUUGAAGCAACUGACCUUUAACUGAUCUGUAGCUAGUGGUAUGUUUGAUUUUAGGAAACAGUGUCCACAGACACCUGGAUCAGACAAGAUCAAGAUAGUUCAUGAUUUCUAAUUCAGACACCACUGAAUGGACACAAAAUCCAUCCUGUUCCGAAAAAUGUAUGAGGGAUACAAAAUUUAGAGUCAAUAUGCAAACCUCAAUAUGCAAACAUGAGUGAUACACAAAACAUGAUUUUUUUUUGUAAAACAUGAGGCAAUGAAGCACAAAAAGCAGGUUCAGUUUGCAAAGACAUCAACAGUCCAAUAUACAUAUAUUAGCAUCAUUUCCUGAACAUUGCCUGUAUUUUGACAGUGUGCAGGAGUUUGCUUUGACUUCCUAAAGAUAUAAGUGUUGAAGAAAUACAUAGUGCUGCUCUGGUAGGUUACUUUUGUUAGAAUGUGUUAGAAGAAUGUUAGAAGUCACAAAAAGUUACAUUAAAUGAAGAUAAAUAGUAGAUAAAUCCUGUUUUUCAGUGCAUAAGUCAGAGCUCUAGUUGGGCCACACUGGGUAAAAAUAGUGAAUAAUAAAAAGUAAGGACACUCUCCUGACUGCAGCCACUCCUUUCUUUUUCAGAUUAUGAUUUUCAAUUAGAAAGACAAAUGUUGUGUGCAUAAAACAUGAUGCAUAUCUCAACAGUAGUAAAUUACAACCUUUUUGGUAAAUGACAGAUAUCGUUCUCUGACUCAGAUGUCUGUAAGUUGUUAACAGCUCCAUCCACUAACACUUUGAGGCUUGAUGUAAACUCAUCACUAUCAAAUAGUAGUAUAAAUAUAUAUGAGUAAAGCUGUGUAAAGUAGAAUCUUAUGUUUGAGUGAUAACACUGUAAAAAUGUCAGUAUGAUAAAUCGUCACUUAAAAGGGCAAUUUAAAAAAAGUUACAUGAGUAAGAAAGUGAAGCAGAAAUGAUUUUUGCAAUAAAAGAAACGUAUGUAUUUUCAAAACUACAACUAUUUAUUAUUUUACAUGUUUGAGGUGCAGAAAUCGACAGUAAACGAAGUGGAAUAAAAGUAUUAAAGCUGUUUAAAGUUGUGGCUUGGAGUUGGCUGGGAGCCGUUGUCACAUCAUCUAUUACAAGACUUAUGAGUCGCAGCGCUUCAAAGCUGCAGAUGAAGAAACAUUACUGCCCACGAGUGAAGACAACUACACCACACCAGUACAGUAUGUGCCAUUUAAAGUAACAUUGUCUGGGGAGUGUUUUUCACUUAUUACCCAAAUACAGAUGUAAAAUGUCACAUCUUGUUAACUUGUCUUAAUCCAGAACUUCUUAGUCAUACAAAGGAAAUAAAAUAAAAGGUGGUGGUUUGUUUCAUAGUUAAAGUCAGAAAAUGACUCGCUUUUGUUCACGUCAUGCAAACACAGCAGAGUUUUUCCAGUCUGAGUAAACCAGGAAGCCAGUGAAGGUACUGUCUGUCUUAGUGCUGGAGUAAAACCCGUUGUACUCUGACAGGGCCAUCUGGACCCACACCUGGUCACCAGGGACAAGGUGGAGUAAGGAGCCACCUGACAGAGACGCUGGUUUGGGCCAGUUACCAUAGAACUGGAAAUAAGAUGCC